This is a messenger RNA of Anopheles merus, 1057 nucleotides long. RefSeq lists its product as uncharacterized. The transcript has 2 exons. The annotation marks the transcript as partial. Lineage: Eukaryota; Metazoa; Arthropoda; Insecta; Diptera; Culicidae. The record is from RefSeq and is a predicted model, not a curated record.
AUGGAGCGAUGGAUGGAAGUCCCGAUGGAUGAAGACCAGCGACGAUCAUCGUUAGGCCGUAUCGAUUACCGUGCAAUGACGGCCCAACAAACCGGUGAGGUUCCUUCCGUGUACGAUCUGCCGGCCCAUGUUCAACCAGGAUCGCGCGGCUACGUGAGUCAGCAAGGGCAGUUAACACCGAGGCCAGUGCAGCUAGGACCAUCGCCAUCGCAACCAGCGCCAUCGCAGUCAGCACCAUUGCCAUCCGUACAAAAUGGCCAGAUGGGUCAACAACCUCUGGAUAACGCCGUCCUGCACCAAACCUUGCACUUGCUGCAACAGCAAUUGCAGGAACAGCAACAGUUAAUUUCGCAAAUGUUGCAACAGCAGCAAUUCGCGCCGCAAGCCCAGCAACAACCCGCACAGCAGUACCAGCCCGCCGUCCCUAGUAACCCAGAACUUAUACUCGAUGCUUUGGCCAAUAGCAUUGCAGAGUUCCGGUAUGAAGCUGAAUCUGGUGUAACGUUCGAAGCUUGGUUCACACGCUACGAGGACCUGUUUGCCACAAACGCUUCGCGGCUAGGCGAUGAGGCUAAGACCUAUCGGGCCACCCCGAACGCUCAGCUGAAUAAUUCGAAAACUCCUGCCGAGAUUAUGCUAGGCAGGCGUCCCAGGACUUUGCUAGAGCUGUUAUUGCCGCCACGUCAAGCUUCACAACCGAGUGCUGGUCUACGAGUUCGUGAGCUGAAUCCCGGUGAGUCGAUCUACGCUAAGGAGUACCGCCUGAACGAUUGGAAAUGGGUCACUGCUACGGUGGUCGAUCGGCAAGGCAGAUACAUGUACCUGGUUCGGACUGCUGAGGGGAAGACGUUCCGUCGACACAUUAAUCAGCUACGUCGGCGUAUCAGCGACGGUUCGUUUAAGGACACAACACGGGCCCAUUCACCACUACCUUUGGAUCUGUUAUUCGAUGCUUGGCACUUUAAUCCGUCACCAGUACCUGCAUCAUCGGGCCAGCUAGAAGCUGAUAAACCGUCCUCACCGCCAGCGCCUGUGUCGUCCUGUGUUGUACCAUCUA